This is a messenger RNA of Cutaneotrichosporon cavernicola, 1011 nucleotides long. RefSeq lists its product as uncharacterized. NCBI's taxonomy places the organism in Eukaryota, Fungi, Basidiomycota, Tremellomycetes, Trichosporonales, Trichosporonaceae. Gene Ontology annotation, cellular component: cytoplasm. Gene Ontology annotation, biological process: pantothenate biosynthetic process. The record is from RefSeq and is a predicted model, not a curated record. The transcript is spliced from 3 exons. Gene Ontology annotation, molecular function: 2-dehydropantoate 2-reductase activity. The coding region runs from base 1 to 1011 and encodes 336 amino acids.
AUGACGAACACGAACACGAAGCCCCGCGCCCUUCUCUUCGGCCUCGGUGGCAUCGGCGGCAUCUACGCGGCCACGCUCGCCCGUUCUGGUGUCUGUGAAGUCUCGGUCGUUGCGAGGAGCAACUACGAGGCCGUGAAAGAAAAAGGUCUACUCCUGAAGAGCGAGAAACACGGAGAGAGUCAUCAUACUUUCGCGGGAGUCUACAAGUCCCCAGCCGACGCCGCCACCUCCGGACCGUUCGACUACGUUCUGUGUGCCAACAAGGCUCUCCUCUCCGCCAUCCCGUCACUUGAAGAGACGAUCGCCCCCGCUAUCAGCCAAGACACGGCGAUUGUCCUCCUCCAAAACGGGGUCGGCAACGAGGUUCCGCUCCACAAAGCCUUUCCCGCGAAUACCAUCAUUUCCGCUGUGGUGUGGACGGGCGGAAAAGUUGAACCCUCUCUGAAUCCCACCGUAUCUCAAUUCUCGAGAGAGAGUUUGACAAUGGGUGUGGAUUACACUCCGGGAAUUGACAAGGCGGUAGAAGACGAAAAGGUUAAGCGGUUGAGCGAGAUUCUCGCAAAGGCCAAUUCGGAUUCGGUCAUCGUCAAUGAUAUCCAGAGUGCGCGGUGGGUUAAAGUCAUUUGGAAUUGCGCAUGGAAUGCUCUCACGACGGUGACUCGUCUCCGGACAAACCAGAUCUUUGCGUCUUCGCCCGGGGCUGAGGACUUCUCCAAAACCCUGAUGAACGAAGUGGUGGCAGUCGCGCGCGCAAAGGGCCUCGACGUACCGCUUGACACGGCCGACGACCUUAUGCGCCAGAUCAAGGAGGCGCAAGGUCCCGGACUGCCCAGCUCGAUGAUGAUGGAUAAUGAGGCGGGCAGACCGACCGAGGUCGAAGUUAUCCUCGGGACACCGAUGCGAGAGGGACAGAGGCUCGGAGUGCCAGUGCCGAUUCUUACGACUUUAUACACUAUUGUGCGGGCGUUGGAUUGGCGCAAUGCUCAUCCUGACGAGACCAAGUUUCCGUAG